This is a messenger RNA of Sycon ciliatum, 1913 nucleotides long. Its product is annotated as cleavage and polyadenylation specificity factor subunit 5-like. NCBI's taxonomy places the organism in Eukaryota, Metazoa, Porifera, Calcarea, Leucosolenida, Sycettidae. Gene Ontology annotation, cellular component: mRNA cleavage factor complex. The record is from RefSeq and is a predicted model, not a curated record. Bases 286 to 894 code for a protein of 202 amino acids. The transcript has 9 exons. Gene Ontology annotation, molecular function: mRNA 3'-UTR AU-rich region binding.
AGUUCGCAAAAAUGCUUCAUCAAUUCAUCUCAUCAAAAUAUUUGUGAAAUGACUACAACUUAGGAGAAGGUUCAAGCUCUAGCCCAGGGACGUUCCUUGCUCUCCUCUUUAUGUAGGUCCUGUAGAGAAAUAGAGUACCAAUACUAACUCACCGUGCUGUUCCGCGUUCAUCGUUGCAAAUUUUGUAACGUAUUGAACAAAAUUAAUACUAGUGCAAUUCCUGUUUUCAUCUCCUGGGAGUGAGAAUUUUCUCGACCAUCCGCGCAUCUUUAUUCUGAAUUGAAAAUGGAUGCCGAAUACGAAGACAGCACCGUUCAUCUGUACUCGUUAGCGAAUUACACUUUUGGUACAAAGGAAGCACAGUAUGAAAAGGACACGUCGGUCCAGCUAAGGUUCCAGCGGAUGAAGGAGGAAUACCAGAAGCAUGGCAUGCGCCGCUCCGUGGAGGCAAUACUGCUGGUGCACGAGCACAACAUCACACACGUUCUGCUUCUACAACUUGGCACGACGUUCUUCAAGUUGCCUGGAGGGGAGUUGAAACCUGGUGAGCAGUAUACAGAUGGUCUCAAGAGAAUUCUCGACAAUUUUAUGGGUGAAGAAGAGGAUGCGGCUGUUGACUGGCAAGUGGAUCACUUAGUUGCAAAGUGGUUUCGACCAAACUUUGAGGCGUCCCAGUACCCCUAUGUACCUGCCCAUGUCACCAAAGCAAAGGAGGAGAAGCGGCUGUACAUCGUGCAACUCCCAGAAAAAGCCAAGUUUGCGGUGCCUAAAAACUACAAGCUAGUUGCUGCACCAAUAUUUGAGCUGUAUGACAACACCUCAGGCUAUGGGCCAGUCAUUGCUGCAUUGCCACAUCAGCUGAGUAGGUUUUCUAUGAACUAUGUUGUUUCAUAGGUAGAAGCAGCGCGCCCGGAUGAAAUGUGUGAGGCGAGUUGCGACAUCCGUUUUUUCCGCUUCAGCCGCGAUCUUAGGUUCGCGGUCGGAGCACAUGUGUGCUGUACUGCUAGUCGCUACUUGAAGUUUUGUGCUGUGUUGAAGAAACAUAAGCUGGCAACUGACAACUGUCAACAGGUGGCAAUCAGGACUACUGCAGUGUGACAUCCACUGCUCCGUAUAUGCGGCACACGGUCCUUUGCCGACCUUCAAGAACGUGUAGCACCAGUGUUGUCUUGAAUACCUGUCUUGACGAUGAUGAUGAUGAUGAUGAUGAUGAUGGUGUAGGUGUGUUUGUGUGCGUGUGUAUGUGUAUGUGAAUAGUACUUUUCACACCAGGAGAGCACCAACACCCAGCUAGCAGUCACUAGAGGACGUGGCUGACACUCGUCUUGUUGUAGUCAACAGCACGUGUGCCAAAGGACGCGUAGUAGGUUUCUUUCUCAUUUCUCUUUUCCUUCUUCGUCUUGUUUACGUCUGCACUUCUAGCUGUCCACCUUGUCUUUGGUUGGCACCAAAAUUCAUGGUCCAAUGUUUAUUCUUGAAGUACCCGUUGUUUGUCAGUUGUCCCAUUUCUAAUUAGUUUGCACGUUGAGGAACAAAGUACGCUCCGCUCAUUUCUUGAUCACUUCUGAAUUGGGGGACCAUGAAUCAGAUCGUCUUCAACAAUCUUUUGCACUUUCUUGGGCCUCUUUUUCACUGUUAUGUAAAAAUUCCUGCUCGUUGUCUCCAAUGAAAUACACAUGAUGCAUGCAUGCGCUCACAUCUAGAUGCUUAGCUUAGGUAUGUAAGCGUGUUCAACUAGCGAACACCAUGACCAGCUAGGCACAUUUCAGAACUGUUCCUCUUGUCCUUUGGUAUGGCAGUAUAAUCCAUACUUAGUCAUUCCAGAGAAGAUUUUGUAGAAGUGCAUGAAGCCCGUCUGCUUGUAAUCUGCCGGGUCUCACUCAUCUAACAAUGACAGCAAUACAUUGCAGUGA